Molecule: messenger RNA, 1746 nt
Organism: Coprinopsis cinerea okayama7#130
Lineage: Eukaryota; Fungi; Basidiomycota; Agaricomycetes; Agaricales; Psathyrellaceae
Exons: 1
Coding region: 1-1746 (581 amino acids)
Source: RefSeq, a predicted model, not a curated record
AUGUCCGCUGAUCCAGAGGAUAAGGCUCAACAAUCAACCUCGAACGGCAAAGGACCUCAGAAAGACCGUCAUAUUCUCACGUCAGAACAGCGGGCGACCACGAGGAGCGACUUGCCCAUCGAACACCGCUGGAUUUGGGAUGUGGCCUACGAGAAAGGACUGUUCUCUGGGAUACGAGAGGGCGUGGAUGCGACUAUCGAGCAAUACGAGAAGUGCUAUGGACUGGACGAUAGCCGGGAGUGGAUGAUGGUGCAGGCAUUUGAGCAGUUGAGGCGAGGGAGACUAGCCGGAUACGACAGUGAUGAGCUGGAGAUGAAGUCAGAAUAUGACUCCUCCAUUGACGACUCGGAGACCAGUGAUCUUUGCGAUGACCUCCAGAUGCUGGCCAUGGCAGAAUCACCGAUAGAGCCAACAACCGUGGCCCACUACCCGCCCCUCCCCGUUGAAAUUCUUCAGCAAAUCUUCGACCGGACGUUUCCACCCCACUACUUGCUCGAUUGGGAGCAUGCAUUUGGAGAACAUGCAUUUGCCUGCAUGGCGAUCGCCCAUCAGAAGUCGCUUAUGUCCGUCUGCCAAUCGUGGUACAACGUGGUCAAGCCCUACCUCUACGAGCAGAUUCACAUCAGACGCCCGACGCAGCUCUUCAUGCUCCUGGACUCCCUGAAAAGAAACCCGGAAAAUCAACCGUUAGUCAAGGGAAUUUCAGUGAGCUGCGUGGUGGGGGCAGCUUGGGCGGAGAAGUUUUUCAAGACCAUUCAAUCCGUUGUCGAUCGUGCUCCCAAUCUCACGGAUUUCUCGAUGAAAGGAUGGAGUGUAACUGGAGACCCCGACAUUCCGGACGCCUUCCGCUUUCCCGUUUUCAAGCAAGACAAUAUGAGGCUGGGAAUAUCGUAUUUUACUACGCUCGACUCGCGGCUCAACCACACCCAGCCUCAAGAUUUCCCUCAUGGAGGUUUUGACAGGUUAACGCGAUUGUCCCUCAAUGUGGAUUACGACAAAUACUUCACAGACAGUCAGAAUCAAGCUCUUGAUCUGGACCUACCUGUCUUAGAAACUCUGGACCUUCACCACUACUUGGAGUUCACCGGACUCCGAGGAACCUGGAAGAUGCCUCGUCUAAAGAACUUCUCAAUCGAUUGGAGCGAUCCACAUGCCCUCAUUGGCUUUCUCCACGACCACGGUCGCGGCCUACGACGACUAGAGCUCGCGUUUACUCUUGCCCUUGAACUUAAUCUACAUCUACUUUGCCCCUCCCUUGAACAUUUAGUUGUUCGUCAGGGUUCCCCGAGCAACGUACCACUCGCGCACCCGACCAUCAGGUGGAUCGAUGUCUGGUUACGUUACUCUUCGUUUCCUACAAGCGAGCAGUACCUGCGAUUGCGAGCCCUCCAGCACGCCAAUGCCCGCGAGUCCUUGCCAUCUUUCCUUGGCCUUCGGUUUUUCCACUCGCAGUUGCUUCACCUCCCAGACCUUCCUCACCGACUUCCACCUUGGUCUGUCACCUCAGCUCGCGAUUCGUACGAGAUUCGUUUCGCAGAUUUCUUUAUUCGGCACGAAGAAGGAAGAGUGUUUGGCACAGCCGCGGUGCCGGAGAAUGAGAGCCCGGGCGGCCAGGACGCGACGUGGAAAUAUGCGAGUUCCUCAGGGUAUUAUGAGAGCAGCGAGGGGAGCUCGAGCGAGGCAUGGUCUUCAGAGCCAGAAUCGGAUGGGGGCAAAGAGUUCUUCUCUGGCUUUGACUCCGAAUAA